AGGAUUGGACUAAACUGAGACCUUUUGUAUUAUUUUUAAAUGGAGACCCACCACCGCUUUGUCCUCCUGAAGCAAAUCGACGACAUCGUCAAGGAGGUCAACCCGAGAGAGAUCGCCAGUUCGCUGGCCAACGACCAACAACGUGAAAAACGGGUUCUUCCAAUCCUUUUGCUGAAGGACGUUGCCCGGCAACCGUCUCCCGGGAAGCAAGCGUAUCGUUUGAUUGAGCUGCUGGUUUCGUGCGGGCCGAGGGCGUUUGACGCGCUGUGCGAAGCGCUGGAAACUCAUCGACACGAUGAAUUACUUCAAACGAUCCGUCGGGCAGAGAAGGACACCAGAGUCACAGAUCCUGCUGUCCUGCAGCAACUCCGAAAAGUGACGACCAAGUUCCCAACUCCUGAGUCCUACGUCGAUGUUUGCCGUAACAGUGCCGAAGCUUUCACUAGCGACGUUUGGGUGGAACAUCUUCUCCCGCUACUCAAGCCUCCCAUCGACCCUACAGACUCUAUACGACAGCGCGUACUCGACGGCCCUACGCGCCAAGAUAAGGCCGAGGUGCUCUUUGAUUGGCUGAUUCGAAAAGUUGACAAGCAUGGUCAUCGGGCAUUCUUCGCGCUCCUAGACGCAGUGAAGCGUACCUAUCCCCAUGUAGCAGAGGAGAUCUGGAACCACCUACAAACGAUCGCAGUCACCAAGGAGCCUUCACAAAUGGCAUCAAAAACAGCCGGUGGGAAGAGCACGAGGCUGACGAACGGAGCAAAAGGGCGAAUAACCAACAAGGGAAAACCCGGGGAUUCCUUGUCUAACGGUAAGCUGUUUAGUGGAGACGAUUCCAAAGGUUCUCUUGAAGGAGACAUGGACUACCAUUCCCAGCUUGACCACGCAGUUGGGGUGAUCGGCGAAGCAAAUGCAAAGAUCAGGAGGACAGAAGAUCGCGUAGCAGCCUUGGAAAAUGAGAGGACCGAUUUGGAAAACAAACUGCGAAUUGCUCUCAGGGAAUCGUACAGUCUUAGAACAGAACUUGAAAAUCUCAAAAAAGAAAAACAAGAGAAGAACUUGAAGGAGGCCGAGCUGAGAAGGUCACGAGAACGUAAGCUAAAGGAACUCCAGGAAGAGCUGGAGACCAAAGAGUCUAUGAUGGCGAACAGGGAGAUCGAGCUGAGGAGAAGAGAGCUGGAACUUGACCAGAGGGUGAGUAAAGUCAGGAGGCAGCAGGCCGACGUGGAGAGACAGCUUCUAGAUGUCCUGGACAAGGAUAAGUCGUUUGAAGGGAGAGUUCGCGCACAGGGAAAAAAGGACGAGGAGUUGAAACGUCGCGAUCGAGCUCUGACCGUCCGUGAAUCUGUCAUUGCAGAUAAAGAAGAUCUUUUGACGAGAAAUCUCGAAGAACUCAAGAACAAGGAAACUAACGUUGUAAAGGCCAUGAAUGAGCUGGAGAAGAAGCGACAAAAUCUGAACGGUGUCAAGAGAAAGAACGAAGAGGUGGCCAUAAAGCUUGCAGAGAAGAAGAAUGAGAUCGAUGUCAAAGAAAAGGAAGUAGGCAUUACCCUGAUGGCUCUAAGGAAGGAUGAGGCAGAGCUGUUGAGGAAGGAAGAACAGUUGGAGGACAUGGAGGAAGAGAUUGCACAGAGACAGGUAGAACUUGAUGAGAAAGAACGGGGACUGAGUCAAAGAAGUCGCGAGACAGGUGAAUUCGAGAAAGAAAAGAAACAGUUCUAUUCUGACAAGAAAAAAUGGAACGCUGAAGCUGCAAAGAUUAGGAAUGAUCUUGAAAGGGAGCGGAAAAGUCUGAGAGAACGUGACAUGGAUCUCAAAACAAAAGAGCGUGAAUUGCAAAUCAAAGACAAGGAAUGGCAUGCAGUGAAGGAUGCUCUUGACAAACAUUUGCAAGAUCAAAACAAGAUUGAGCGCUCUAUAAAAGCUAUAGAGAUGGAACAACGUCGAAUCGAACUGGCACAAAGCUUGCGCGAGACUGAAAUGGAACAAAAGCAAAAACGAGAGAAAAUGAUCUCUUCGAUUACGUCUAAGGAAGAUGAACUUUUGGCAAAAAUCAGCGACCUGCACAGGAAAGAACAACACAUAAGAGAGCGAGAGGAACAACUGAAGGAAGACGAAGAACGUGAAUUUCAACUUAGGUUUCAGGGCGACAAUCAGCUAAGAGACAGUGGUGAUCAUGAGAUGGUUUUAGAAGAUGUCUCAGAGAUGCAUACACCGUCUGUGAGAGGAAGGCAUUAUACACAAUCUAUAGAUCACGGCUCUAGCCCAGAAAGUGGCUUCUCCGAAAGUCAUGCAGCAGAGUACCGAAUUCUCCAAAAAGGUGUCACCGGCAGUCAGCAUCGUAACCAGAUCUUCACAAUCAAAACAGGUAACGUCAAAAAUAUUGGUGAAAUGAAAAACAUCAUCUACAGAAGAGAGGGAAUACCUAUUGACUGGCAACAGUUUUAUUUCAACGGUAAACUCUUGCCAGAUACGUCAUUGCUCCCAGCACCCGAAACCCUGGCAAGUGGGGUCAUGGACUUACGAUUGGCUAUUCCAAAUGGGACAAUUACUCUCGCCAUCAGAAUGAACAGCACCGUCGUGAAGAAAAUUGAGUUCAGGGAAGACGAGACCAUAGCAGCUGCAAAAACGCGAAUAUAUAAGUCAGAAGGGAUCCCUCCACACCAGCAGACUCUCUAUUACGGCGACUUAGAGCUGCAGAAUAAAUACCGUCUCAGCGAAUACGUUAUCAAUCCAAAAAACGAAAUCUUGGAACUCUUGCUGAGGUUACGUUACAAUGUAGUCGUGGCCCUCUUUCACAAUCGUCUUAUUGGCCUUACCGUGGAAGACCUUGAUACGGUUGCUUCGGUGAAAGGUCGGAUCUGGAAAGAAACCCGUAUCCAUGUUAACUAUCAAGUCUUGACUUACGGAUCAACAACCAUGGCUGACCAGCGAACCAUUGGUUAUUAUCGAGUCACCGAAGGCUCGAGAAUCUUUGUUUCCUUCGUCCUACCUGUCGUAGUCGAGCCAACCAAAGAGGCCUUCACUCUUUCCCUCGACCCUCUUGCCUACUGCGUAAAGAUCAAGGAACAGAUUUGCAAGUUCCGUAGUUUCCAGGUCCACCUUCAAAAGCUUGUGCAUCAAGUGCAGGAUGGGAAAGACGGUUCGAUUUGGCGACUCCUGGACGACAACAAGCCCAUUAUAGACGAGCUCAGUCUCGGUGAACCAGUCCAUCUCUACCAUGGAACCAUCUUGAUCCUGGACGGAAACGGGAAUGUGUUGGUGUAUGACGUCGAGCUCUGGCAUUCUGUCAAGGUUGUCAAGGACAUCAUCCGGAAGAAGAUGGAGAAGAAGAAUAAGCAUAUCCACACGAGGCACAUACAUCUCAUGCAUGGAGACCAGGAGCUCAAAACGGUAACCAGGGCCAUCAAGUCAUUCGGAGUCAAAAGAUCUGAUGUCCUUGUUGUGAGAACAGACCCAACAACCUUUCACCUUGACAAUGUCUCUGCAUUUCAAAAAUAAUUGUCUUUCAAUGUUGGACAUUAUUUUUAGCUUUUGCAGUGCUUAACCGGGCUAUGAUGAGAUAAUCAAGAUUUUUUUUUAUUCUUGACAUUAAUCUUGAUGUACGCUUUCAGCAAUUCUAAUGCUAAAAUUAUAAAAAUGCAAGAUACCUCACGAUACUAUUGAAGGAUGAUAAAAAUUAAAGGGCAGUGAGAAGGAAUUUAAAAGAAAGGUCUUUCAAUAUUGGUUUAGUCGAGUUCUUAACACAAAAACAAGCCUCAUAUUUCAAACCUAAGGAAAAAUAUAUUUUAUACAGAACAUAAUUAUACUGAACCAGCCAUUUCAAGGAACGAUCGCCAAAUUGAAGA
Lytechinus variegatus (green sea urchin) is the source of this 3845-nucleotide messenger RNA. RefSeq lists its product as uncharacterized. The transcript has 4 exons. Gene Ontology annotation, biological process: modification-dependent protein catabolic process; protein ubiquitination. Bases 40 to 3498 code for a protein of 1152 amino acids. The record is from RefSeq and is a predicted model, not a curated record. NCBI's taxonomy places the organism in Eukaryota, Metazoa, Echinodermata, Echinoidea, Temnopleuroida, Toxopneustidae. Gene Ontology annotation, molecular function: protein tag activity; ubiquitin protein ligase binding. Gene Ontology annotation, cellular component: cytoplasm; nucleus.